Molecule: messenger RNA, 4336 nt
Organism: Amoebophrya sp. A120
Lineage: Eukaryota; Dinophyceae; Syndiniales; Amoebophryaceae
Source: the annotation of a GenBank genome assembly
GAGCAAAUGAAACUAAUCAAACUCAAAGCGAAGCGAAUAUAGGCUGCGGUAGAAAAAUGUUCAGACCUGACAAUACCAGUGGAUGAAAACAAGAGGGCUAAGAUAGCGACACGGCACGUACUAGUGCCGAUCCCGCCGCGGCCACGACGCACGGAGAAAGAUGUCUGUGCUUUUUCCCAGCACUACCAGUGGCGGAGCAGGAGGUGCGACAACUACCGGCCAGAUAAACCGUCCCUCCCUCGGUGUUCCCGGCAUGCCGAAGCUUUCCGCCAGUUUCACGGCGCAGCCGUUUCAAUUCUACUCAGCGCCGCCAGACCCGGGUCCGCAAUUUGUGCAGAGCAACAACACGUACGCGGCGGCAAAGUUGGAAUUUGGCGCGAAAGUGGAUGGUGGAGGAGGAGGCUUCGCCGGCGCGACAUCAAAUCUUCUUGAGAAGGAGCAAGACCCGACCGGGCCGCCGUCAAGCGCGACGAGUUCUAGCAUGAAUGUGGACUAUAUGAAAAUGCACAACUCCUCCUCCCCCUCAUUUGUCAUGCAAAAUACCUGAUUGACGCCUUGGCGCUAGGCACUGUUUGCAUGACAAGUUCUGGCAGCCCAAAUAGCGCAACACUCCUGUCCGAAUUUGUCAUGCAAAACCGGUAUUCUUGCUGGCGCUUGUCAUGCUGUUCAUGCAAUACAAGUGAGGGGGAGGGGGAGUUGUGCACUUUCAUAGACUAUGGGAAGUACACCUACGAUUUUUCCGCGCCGCCGCCGGUCGACGCGUCCCAGGGACUGUGGAAGAAACCGGCUGGAGGGCUAGAUGAGUGGAAGGAGGUAUAGCUAUAGAUUUGACUUCGAAUUGAACCUUGCAAUACAAACUAGAUGCUGCAUCGAUGAUGUGUGACGUAGUUGUUGUGAAGAUUAUUGUAUGUUGAUAGUGCACGAAAAACAUUAUUUUGCAAAGUCCUCAACAGACUCUCGCGAACUACGAGCGGCUGAUGCAAGCGGAGUUGACCGACCUCUGGCCGCAGCCAGACCUGUUCGACAGGAACGCAAGCACCUCCCCGGCGUUUGAACUACCUCUAUCGACGCCUGACGUUCCCGCGACCACGAUCGUGAACACGCAGGACGGCCCGCCAACGAAGAUGGUCAAUGAUCUGAGCACGGUGUCGGGUUUGCUCGGGUUCGAAUCCUACUUUGGUGGCAGCAGCAGCUCCAGCAGUGCGGCACCAGAAAUAAAACCAAAACCGCUGUUGGAGGAACAAAACUCAACAUCAAAACACUCGAUAUCCGCGGAUCACGGAACAGGUUCUGUUCCACUGAGCCCGGACAUCGACAAAUUUCUAAGGGAAACAGACCACCUAGUCGUCGGCAACACCGCCCGAUCAGCGCCGAGAUCCUACUCUACGGACCAGGAAGAGGGGUUUGCGAGCGUGGUUUCCUGGGCCGGGUCCACGCUGUGGUCGGCUUUAGGUGCAGUGGAGGUAAGUACUCAAAAAGUGUUUGGUGGCGUGGGAGAUCAUACUGUGACGUUUCUCGAUUCCGCGCCUGUUAGGAAUGACUACUACUACAUUUUCGAAACGUCGAUCUCGUGAUAUAGAAAUAUUUCAAAACUCGGCCAAAGGCAAAAUGAAAAUCGAAACUCUUCUUCGUGACAUCAACAUCACCGCGACACUGAAAUCAGUCGUCCCAACCACUUCUGCGGUCCAUGUCGCGUGCCCGAGCUGCCUUACCUCCCAUGCGGGCGGACGGCUCCCUAGCUGGUGCACCAGAGCAACUUGCACCUUUCUCCGCAGCGUCCACCCGCGCACUGAGCGUCGUCCCAGAAUUUGAGACGAAAUCGGCGUCGCAACCGUCGAAGCCAAAAUCUUCACAACCUGCUGGGGCUCCUCCACCCGCAGUAAGUAGUAAAAAACCCCCAGCACGACCACCAGUCGAGCCCAUGUGGUGGGUGCGCAGCAACAUCGACUCGGAGCUCGGCAAGAAACCCAGUUUCGCCGAAAAAGAGUACUUAUGAAUUGCAAAACAAGCAUCGUACUCGUAAAAAUGCAUUUACAAAUUUUCUUAGCAUGGGAAAUCAAAUUUGUAAUGCGGAUUUACCUUAAGGAAAUGAUUUGUAAUGCAUGACUGCAAUUACAACUACGAGUGCGAUACUUUUGCACAGGAUAGCACUUCCAAGUCACCAGCUCGACGUCCAAACAGGAUAGUUUCAUCCCGGAGGAGUCGAGAAAACUGGCGACGGAAGCGAUAUCAAAUGCAAAUAUGUCUGGGUCUGGAACAAAGCAACUUGUGAUGCUGUGUUUGGAUUCUGAAAAGCUUUGUAUUGCAUGACCAGCAACAGGAGUCCAGUUCUUGCUACGCGGAGGGGGCACUUCUCAUGCGGAAUAGGCAUCAGGAAGCCCUCUACAAAUCUGUGAUGCUAGGUCGUGCAUUACAGGCAUCCUGUGCCAUGCAAAAUAUGCAUGCCAAACCUGGCGAUCUACUUCCAGACUCAGACUACAUAUUUGCAAUGCAUAAGCGAGUGGGAACAGCAUAAGCCUGAGUUCCAUCCAACAGCUGCUAAAGGAAAAGGGAAACUGCAGCAUCUCGUGCAGGAAAGGCCACAAAGAGGGCACGCCGAACCACGACGCCUGGUCAUUCCUCCACUACCCGACAAAGCAGUGGGGAGAUUUGAAAAUCUGCGGCGUCUACGACGGCCACGGGAAAUUCGGGGAGGUGACAAGCCAAGUGGUGACCAACCUGAUGGUGAAGUUGUUGGUCGAAAAUUUGGGGAAGAUCAGCGCCGAUAUUCACCCGAAAGGCCCGGGCUAUUUGGACAACAACAUCAAAGAGCUGCGGGGGCUGGGCGGAUGCAUGGAAGCCACCUUUGAACAGAUGCACGAGGUAAUAUCAUGGUUGUUGUGGAGGUUCCAUCUUCAUGCAAUAGAGUGAAAGUGACAAUUGAAAAGAGAAGCUGCAGGCUACUUCCUGCUGCAUCAUGCAGAAUGAUACUUGAAUAACUUUUCGUUUUCUUCUGAUACAAGAUCAAGAUAGAACGCAGCAGCGCAUGAGUGACGAAGAUAGACAAAAAUGUGUUCUAUCAGACCCUGGAGUGCCUCACUGUGAAGACGCUGCAAGAGUACGUCGACGGCGAGGGCGUUUUCCCGGCGGAGCUUGAUGCAAGGGAGUCCGGCACGACCGCAACGAUGAUCCUGAAAGGCGACGGCCCCGUCGAUCCGUGGAUUCUGAUUGGACACAUAGGGGACGGCAAGGCGGUGCUCUUCCGGGUAGGAUUUUUUUCCUUUGGUAUCGCAGUACAGCAUGAUGACAAGCUCAGGAACGCAUCAAUAAUUAUGCGCAUGAAAAAAAGAAAAACAUGAAUUAUACAGGCCAACGGCACACACACUGCGUUGACGAAGGACCAUCGGCCAGACACGCCGGAAGAGAAGGCCAGGAUCGAGGAAGCAGGCACGGCGGAAAUUCAGAGUUUCUACGUUUCCAAGGGCACGGUGAGACCCUGGGACCCGCGGAUUGUCACAGCCGGGCAAACCUGGCCAGCGCUGAACAUGAGCCGAGUGUUUGGCGACUUGCACGCGCACGAACAGGGUGUGACCUGCAUGCCGGAUGUAUUUACUACAAUUGGGAGGUUUUGUUUGUUGAAUGUAGCAGCAGCAUGAGGACAACUACUUACUUGUGUGUCUGACAGACCGACAACAAAAAGAAACUCUCUAGCAUGCCUUCGCCGCUAGUGCGUGCAUUCUUGCAAAAAUCUUGAAAAUAACCCCAGGUCCGCCUCCUCGACGCUAAGCGCGGCGACAUUCUCUGUGUCGCCACCGACGGGGUUUGGGACGUCUUUGAGGAAGUGGAAGAGCUCAGGCCGUUGCUCCACUCCGGUGCCAGUGCGAUUAACGAAGAGGCGAAAAAGCGAUGGAAUGCGCAGCUGGACGACGGCUUUCACGACGACAUUACCUGCGUUGUGAUGAAGCUGUAGUAGGUGUUGUGCGUAGGGCCACAGGGAGGUCACUGCUCGUCUGCGUCUGCGAGGUGGAGUUACAUUUUCCAUACGCCUACCUAUUAGGCGAAGUUGUCAUGAUCUUCCAGUACUAUCUCUUUGCAAGUAGACGAAACAACAACAAACGAACUCAAACAAAACCAAGAUAAACAAAAAGAAAAACGCAUUUCCAUUUUAGCAUCCCUUGCAUGAUUUUUUCAAGUGUAGAUGUGGAUUUCGCCUGGUGCAUGGUGGAGACACAGAAAAUAAGGCUCUGCCUCCAUGCAACAAAGCGUCAAAAGGUAAAACGAGCGCACAUCAUCAACUAAGCUUCGUCUCAAGAAUGCGCGGUCACGCAGUUAUUUUCAGAAGGAUGAAGCUCUCGAG